Molecule: messenger RNA, 2139 nt
Organism: Dermacentor albipictus
Lineage: Eukaryota; Metazoa; Arthropoda; Arachnida; Ixodida; Ixodidae
Source: RefSeq, a predicted model, not a curated record
UACCGAGGCACUAAAUAGAAAUUUCUGAGGACUCAGUUGGUCAAAUGGUUGAAAUACAUGUGGCUGCUUAAGAACUUGCCUCUACAAUUGUGCAACCCAGAGCGGCCACCAAAGCAGUACAGUGUCAUGUUCCUUGUAAAGUAAAAAUGUGACGAGAUUCUAUCACGCCCCAUGUGUGACCUAUCACACCCCAUGUACCUGGAGCACUGUGUGCUGUAGGUACAAGUGAAAGGAUGGAAGGGUGAGCCAAGAAGGAUGCUGGCUUGAUGAGCACACUCUUCCCGCGUGAGGAAGGGGAAAGGAGCGAGCUUCCGGUAACGCAUGGGUGAUUGGGGCAAGCGUUAACGUGCGUCUCCUUUUCUAGCGCAGCUGUGGCUGCGCAUGGCCGUCAGUGUGGCUUGACUGCAUACACAGCCUGUGUGCCCUGCUUUUGAGGUGACCUGCCACACGCGCAAAGACUGGGCGAGCUGAGAUGGCGUGGCCCUGUGCACCGUCUUCGCUCUUUUAGUGAUGGAGGUUGCGCAAUCUCAAGUUUUGAAGAUGCAUCUAAGCAACAAGCAGACGAAGCAUUUGUCUCCCGGCUGCUGGUGCUUUUCAUGAUAACAUCGCCCCACUGUGACCAACACUACGAGCUGCGGGGGCAGAGUGUACAUGAAAGCAUGGCUGGCUUCGCUUUGUACCGCCAAUGUGAUGAUACCGUCAACACGAAGAAGCCUCUCUUCAAGCUACAAGCCCCCACAUACGAAUACCUGUUGUCGUUUAUCAAGAAUGAACCUGACGAUGAAAAUGACCCAGACUGGUGUCCCAACAGUGAAAGGAGCCAGGCCAGCCGCAAGCGGAAGUUGCAGGAGCCUAAAUCCAUGAAGGUCCUGGAACUAUCUAGGUUGCAGGAUGUCCACGAUGAGCUGAAGAGAAAGACUGAAGAAGUGGAGACCUUGAAAAAGGCACUCGCAAACUUCAAAGGCAGCCGCGUCGAGUUCUUCAAAGACCUCAGUUCUGCCAAAAAGAUCAAGCGGAAGCCUCGAGCCAAGAAGCCUCUCUUCAAGCUACAAGCCCCCACAUACGAAUACCUGUUGUCGUUUAUCAAGAAUGAACCUGACGAUGAAAAUGACCCAGACUGGUGUCCCAACAGUGAAAGGAGCCAGGCCAGCCGCAAGCGGAAGUUGCAGGAGCCUAAAUCCAUGAAGCGCUCUACAUCGGCGGCUGCCUGCAAGUGCCGAGGACUGUGCUGCUCGGGACGCUGUGGAUGUUCCAGGAAGCAGAGGAGCUGCUCCUGCCUCUGUUCCUGCAAGGGGGAGUGUCGCGUGGCACAGCACUCCGAGUCCGAUUUGGCCAUUCCAGAGGACACAUUGACCGAAAGCUUGCCAGAAAAGCAGCUCUCUCUUAGGAGCAAACAGUGACGUGACACAUUUUGUACAUAUUAUAUAUUUAUAUGCGUCUGUACGAACGCUUCAUGAAUUGGAUGAUGUGAAUUUGUGUGGCCGCUCUACAUCUUUCUUUUACCGCCUCUUUGAAGGAACACAGCUAGCGCUCUCUCAUAAUGAACUCACUACUUUUAGUUUUUACCAUUUCAAUGUCUCCACUUAUUUUAAGUCUGUUUUAAUUUCAUAAUUAUUGUCACCUUCUACUUCAUUCAUCACAUUGCUCUGUGUCUGACAACUCAACCCUAUGCUGUGUUUUGUGACAAACAUUUGACAGCCACCAAGACAACAUGGCAGUGGCAUCUAGAAGGUAACUUUAAUCUACAAGUGUCAUAGUGAACUGAGGUGCACUGAAGUAGUUGAGGCCUGUACAGGAACUGUUGGCAUCUUAUGUUCCUUCCAUAAUUCGUUCACCUGCAUGGAUUAGCUUGGAUGACCUGCAAUUUCCCAUUUUUCAAAGGAAGGCAGGAGCUGGGACAAGUCAACCAUCUAAUAUUCGUCUUGUGUGCCGUGCAUGCGUGUACAUGUGCGUAUGUGUGUGGAGAGUGAGCAAUGUUGGCUUACGUGGAGGUACUUCCAAAACACAAGUUAAACAAACCUGCCAAAAAUAUGUGUGGGCACAUUGUCCUUUUCUGUCUUGGAUGGCGUCUUUGUGGGGCUUCUUUUUUAGUGAAUAAUAUGUGGAUGUACAAAUGAAUAAAUGUGUUCAGAAAUUCAA